CGGGGGUUUUAAUGAUAGGUGCCAUAUUCAGGACACAGAAAUUUGUUUCCAUUCUUUAUGUUCUUCCCUAUUCACCCUCAAGCAGGUAACCAGGGGACGAGAACAGUAAGAUUGCAUUCAGAGAAGUCUUCCGGAAACCUUACUCUGCGUCUUCCCACAGUAAAGAUGGCGGCGCCCUGAGUAUAAACUACCGGUAACACCACUUCCGCAUUUCUCUUGUCCCUGGUCCAAGAUGGCGGACGAAGCCACCCGACGCGUGGUGUCUGAGAUCCCGGUGCUGAAGACUAACGCUGGACCCCGAGAUCGGGAGUUGUGGGUGCAGCGACUGAAGGAGGAAUACCAAUCUCUUAUUCGGUAUGUGGAAAACAACAAGAAUGCGGACAAUGAUUGGUUCCGACUGGAGUCCAACAAGGAAGGGACUCGGUGGUUUGGAAAAUGCUGGUACAUCCAUGACCUCCUGAAAUACGAGUUUGACAUUGAGUUUGACAUUCCUAUCACAUAUCCUACUACUGCUCCAGAAAUUGCAAUCCCUGAGCUGGAUGGAAAGACAGCAAAGAUGUACAGGGGUGGCAAAAUAUGCCUGACUGAUCACUUCAAACCUUUGUGGGCCAGGAAUGUGCCUAAGUUUGGAUUAGCUCAUCUCAUGGCUCUUGGGCUGGGUCCAUGGCUGGCAGUGGAAAUCCCUGAUCUGAUUCAGAAGGGCGUGAUCCAGCACAAAGAGAAAUGCAACCAAUGAAGGAGCAGGCCACUGGGCCAAAGGACCUUUGAUAGGCUGCCUUCCUCUUUUCCUGUGCACCUUACUUAUCCGCCUGCUUCCCCCUACACCCUAUACCCCUAGUUGUUACUAAGUAGCUGUGGCAGGCCUAGCUGAAAAGAAAAAACAAAAACUAAAACACAGAACAGUAUUGCUACUGAGUAUCUAAGGCUGCACAGGGAAGAGACUGGACUGGGCCUUGGAAAAUCAAGAGGUAAUUUGUAUCCCUUCCCCAUGUGGAACAAUGUGAGACCCUGGAGGCACAGGAGAUAAAUGAAAGUACAUGCAUAGCCUUUCUGGUUUCUGGAGACAACCCAUCAAUAAAAGCUGCUUCCUCUGGUAGCCUGUGGUUCUCAUUGGUGGC
Molecule: messenger RNA, 1118 nt
Organism: Nycticebus coucang (slow loris)
Lineage: Eukaryota; Metazoa; Chordata; Mammalia; Primates; Lorisidae
Gene: UFC1
Product: ubiquitin-fold modifier conjugating enzyme 1
Exons: 6
Coding region: 233-736 (167 amino acids)
Biological process (GO): protein K69-linked ufmylation
Cellular component (GO): cytoplasm
Molecular function (GO): UFM1 conjugating enzyme activity
Source: RefSeq, a predicted model, not a curated record